AUGAGCGACGAGGAAUCUUCCUCUGGAAUCCCCGCGACUGUUUCUGUACACACAACGGCUUCGAACCAAGCUGAAAAUAUCCAUCGCCCGUCGUUACCUCAAGUGAAACCGCCACCUCCACUCAAUCUUGCUGACUGCUCGGCGAAAAGGUGGAAGUUGUGGAAGCAAACUUGGCUCAACUUUGCUAUUGUCUCGAAAUUUUCAACGCAAGGAGAGGCAUACCAGAAAGCUCUUUUUCUUUGCACCAUCGGACAGAGCGCCUUGGAAAAUCAACGCAUUUCAGUUCACUGCGAGCGAAGAUUCAAACAAGGUCGACACGAUAAUCGUUAA
Pocillopora meandrina is the source of this 330-nucleotide messenger RNA. NCBI's taxonomy places the organism in Eukaryota, Metazoa, Cnidaria, Anthozoa, Scleractinia, Pocilloporidae. The record is from the annotation of a GenBank genome assembly.